AUGUCACCAGUCCUUGCCGAGUCUACGGGCAUAAGCCUGUCAGACUCCCAGGAUUCUGUUCAGGAGAAGAAGACCGCUGUCACUGUCGCUACUGGGGACCCGUCAAAAGACAGUGAGAAUGACAUUAGCGGCCAAGAUGAAAGCGACAAUGAGAAUGCAAUUAUAGUUACUGGUGCAGAUGCCUCUCUGCAUUUGCUACCACUACGAGAUGACUUUGACAGUGUUUUGACUUUUCGAAGUAUCCUCCUGGCCUCCGGUCUGGCUUGUUUCCAGGCUGUGAUGUAUCAGAUUUAUCAAUUUAAACCUACUGCCAUCACUAUCCAAGGAACCUUCAUCGUCCUCAUCGCUUACUUCUUGGGAAAUGCCUGGGCGAAGUUCCUCCCCCGCGGCGAUAAGUACGAGGCUCGCUGGAGGGAAACAGGUGGCCACGGACAAUUGCCCUUGUGGAUUAGAGCUCUCAAGGUUCUCAAUAAUGGAGAAUGGAGUCUAAAGGAGCAUUCAAUUUGUGCAAUCACUGCAACCUCGGCCUCAAAUGCUGCUGCAUCCACGACAGUCUUUGCGGCGCAAGAUCUUUUCUACAACGUUCCCCUUAGUGCGACUACUGUCAUUUUGAGCACUAUCUCUAUUGGUCUGUUUGGGUAUGGUCUCUGCGGGAUUAUGCGUCCCAUCGCUGUGUGGCACGUUGAGGCUGUUUACUGGAGUACUUUGCCGACUGUAAAGACCCUCCAGGGUCUUCAUUGGCAACAAGUGAAGAACUCAAAGCCACUCAGAUACUUCUGGUAUGCCUUCUCAGGAAUGGCUAUCUAUGAGGUUAUUCCUGCCUACAUCUUUCCGUGGCUGAAUUCUGUCUCUAUUCCGUGUCUGGCCGCACAAAAGGCAACCGGUAGCAAGGGCGCCGUACUCAACAAUAUCUUCGGUGGCUCUACCACAAAUCAGGGCCUCGGUCUCUUUUCUCUUUCUUUCGAUUGGCAGUAUAUCACGUCCUUUCAAACAUCCCUCCCUUUCAAGCUGCAGCUUCACCAGGCCAUAGGUAUUGGCAGCUGUUUCAUUGUCAUGAUCGGAAUAUAUUAUGGAAAUGGUUGGAAUGCGCAGUCGCUGCCUUUCAUGUCAACGAAGUUGCACAUGGCCAACGGUACCACCUACCCGACAACGGAAGUAUUCCCCGGUGGUAUUCUUGACGAAGCCAAGUUGUUUGAAUUCGGUUUGCCGAAGCUUACAGGAACAUUUGCCUUUGCCCUGUUUAUGGCAAAUGCUGCAAUCGGCGCUCUAAUUGUUCAUUGUAUUCUCUUCUGGGGCAAGGACAUUAAAAAGGCAUACCAAAGUGCCAGACAAGGAAGAUAUGACGACCGCCAUCAUACGUACAUGAUGAACCACUACAAGGAAGUACCGUGGUGGUGGUAUGCUUUGAUUCUUGUGGGCAGCUUUGUCCUAGGUAUCAUUGUGGUCACAAAAGAGCACGUUACUCUGCCUGUGUGGGCAUACGUGGUUGCCUUAAUUGUUGGAAUCAUCAUUUCACCUUUCAGUACCAUCCUGUAUUCCCGUUAUGGCAAUGGAAUCGCUACCAACAACCUGUCAAAGAUGUUAGCAGGGCUCAUGAUCCCUGGACGUCCAGUCGGCAACAUGUAUUUUGCUGCUUGGUCGCACAAUGUUAUUAGCAAUGCAGUCAAUCUGUCAAAUGAUCUGAAGAUGGGUGAAUAUCUCAAAAUCCCUCCCCGAAUUAUGUUCAUCACCCAAAUCUACGGCACAAUUCUUGGUGGCUUCAUCAACUACGCCAUUAUGAUUUCCAUCGUGUCAAGUAACCGAGAACUUCUCACCGAGGGCAACGGAAAUGCCUCCUGGAGUGGUGCGACUAUUCAAGCUUUCAACAGCAAUGCAACGUCGUGGGCUCUUGCGUCAUAUCUAUACAGGUCUGGACGUCAGUACUCCAUGGUACCUAUUGGCAUAGCCAUUGGCGGAGCAGCUGUAAUUGCUCAUCGCAUCUUUUAUCAGUUUGUACCAAAGAUUGGGAAAUUUGAUAUCGCAGAGAUCAACAUGGCACAAUUCAUUCAAUAUGCUGGAUACAUCCCAUAUAACCAAAGUCAGACCUGUGUGCUCUUCAGUUGGAUUCUCAGCGGCAUGUAUGUUCAGUACUAUCUCCGGAACUACAAGCCCCGCGUCUUCAAGGAUUAUUCAUACCUCAUCACUGGUGCAUUUGAUGGUGCCAGUCUGACAAUUCUCUUCAUUCUUUCAUUCGCUGUCUUUGGAGCUGGUGGAAUAUCCCAUCCAUUCCCAACGUGGUGGGGGAAUAAUGACCAAGGCAACUACGAUUGGUGUCCGGUGGAGUAG
This is a messenger RNA of Penicillium antarcticum, 2325 nucleotides long. RefSeq names its product OPT family oligopeptide transporter. Gene Ontology annotation, molecular function: oligopeptide transmembrane transporter activity. The transcript has 8 exons. The record is from RefSeq and is a predicted model, not a curated record. NCBI's taxonomy places the organism in Eukaryota, Fungi, Ascomycota, Eurotiomycetes, Eurotiales, Aspergillaceae. Gene Ontology annotation, biological process: transmembrane transport. Bases 1 to 2325 code for a protein of 774 amino acids.